Messenger RNA from Monopterus albus (swamp eel), 2534 nucleotides. RefSeq names its product adenosine deaminase 2a (gene ada2a). Bases 339 to 1856 code for a protein of 505 amino acids. NCBI's taxonomy places the organism in Eukaryota, Metazoa, Chordata, Actinopteri, Synbranchiformes, Synbranchidae. The transcript has 10 exons. Gene Ontology annotation, biological process: inosine biosynthetic process; adenosine catabolic process. Gene Ontology annotation, molecular function: adenosine deaminase activity. The record is from RefSeq and is a predicted model, not a curated record.
ACAGCAAAGGGAACAAAUGUUGGCCACGCCGACGGCUGCCUGAGAGGCUGGGCGUUGGGAGGAAUACCCUCGGGUGAAUAUGGGCGGGCAGGCAGGCUCGGUUGUUCUUGUUGUUGUAUACACUAUCUUAUUAGCUUGUUCAUGGUUGGCACUGGCGUAAUGAAGUACUCUGCUUAACCAAAGCAUACCCAUAUUUCCAGCUGACACCGUCCAUUGAGUUUUACUGUGGUUCGCUAUUUUUAAAGUGACUCUUAACCGGAAUGUUUAUAAUUGAGUAGCAUAUUUUAUGCUGUCUAGACGCUGCGACUAAUAUUUAAGCUCCACACACUGUCCGGACUAUGGCAGUCCAGCGACAGCGCCCCCACGCGGCUGGGCUCUGUUUGCUGCUGUGCCUCUUCGCCGGUGCUCUGUCCAUCCCGGACCCCAGACUGAGAGAGGCUCUGAUACAGCUGGAGGCCUCCAUGCAGACAGGUGGGGAGAUGGUGCUGACUGACGCUGAGCAGCGUCUGGAUGCUCGUCUGUGUAAACUGAAGCAGGAGGAGAUGGUGAGAGCAGACUUCCCUCCAGCCAUGCACUUCUUCAAGGCUAGGGACCUCAUCAGGACCAGUCCCAUGUUCAGUCUGCUGCAGAAGAUGCCUAAAGGGGGAGCUCUCCAUGUCCAUGACUUCUCCAUAGUUGAUACAGAGUGGCUGGUAAAGAACGUCUCUUAUCGGCCACACUGCUACAUGUGCUUCACUGACAACCAGUCAGUGAGAUUCACUUUCCUGUCUCGAUGGCCCAAACGUCUCCCACAUUGCUCUCCCUGGACUCUGCUGGAAAACCUCAGGGCCCAGACGAUCAACGUCACAGAUCUAGACAACAGCAUCAUGGGCAACCUGACACUCUUCACUCAGCAGGAUCCAGAAACUGUGUACCCCAGCCAGGAUGCAGUAUGGGACAGGUUUGAACAGACCUUCCUUGCACUGUGGGGUCUGGUCACAUAUGCUCCUGUAUUCAGAGACUAUUAUUACCGAGGCCUUACCCAGUUCUACAUGGAUAAUGUCAUGUAUCUGGAACUGCGAGCUUUACUCCCAGGGAUAUAUGAGUUGGAUGGCAGCACUCAUGACACAGCCUGGACUCUGAAGACCUACCAGGAGAUCACCAGACAGUUCACAGCAGACCACCCAGACUUCUUUGGAGCAAGAGUCAUCUUCACUGUCCAUAGGGGAGUGAAUAUAUCCGUGAUGACUGCAGCUGUGGAGGAGGCUAUGAAGCUGCAGAGGGACUUCCCAGAUAUCAUGGCUGGCUUUGACCUGGUUGGCCGCGAGGACAGAGGCAGACCCCUGUGGUACUUCAGAGAUGCCUUGUCACUUCCUGUAGAGAGAGGAGUCACACUUCCUUUCUUUUUCCAUGCUGGAGAGACGGAUCUUGAGGGCACAGAGGUCGACCAGAACUUGCUGGAUGCUCUUUUGCUGAACACUUCACGCAUUGGCCAUGGAUUUGCUCUGCUUCGCCACCCAGUGGCCAAAGACAUAUCGAGGAAACGAGAGGUGGCUGUGGAAGUAUGCCCCAUCUCCAACCAGGUGCUGAAGUUGGUAAAUGAUCUGCGAAAUCAUCCAGCAGCUGCUCUGAUGUCAGAGAGCCACCCUGUGGUCAUCAGUGCUGAUGACCCUGCCAUGUUCGGUGCCUCUGGCCUCUCUUAUGACUUCUACGAAGCUUUUGUGGGCUUCGGUGGGCUUAGAUCCCACAUAGGCUCUCUGAAACAGCUGGCCAUAAACUCUAUCAGGUAUAGUUCUUUGACUCGAAAGCAACAGGAGAAAGCACUGGCCCUCUGGCAGAGAAGAUGGGAUAAGUUUGUCUCUGAAAAUGCCUUUUAGAAAUAAAGCUGUAACAUUGUUUAAACGCCGUCUUUAGGGGAAUCUUUGAAUGCCUUUAUGUUUCUCUGAGAAAGGAAUUACUAUUGGCAUAUGUGAAAUAUAAAUGGAAGAUAAACAGUGCUGCACAGAUGAGCAGUUUAAUGGUAGGAGCAAAUAUGGGACAAUAAGACAGCACUGGGGUAAAUAAUAAAAUGAAUGGUGAGCUGACCAGUGUGAACCAGAUCUGGGCUGUUUAUGUAUGACAAGUUUUAUAAGUAUUUGCACUUAAAGGUUCAGGUUUGCCUACUUUUUGGGGACAAUACAGGUAUCAAGUGCUGUUUGAUUUCUCUUUGUAGUGUGUUGGUGGCUUGCUUCUGCUUUGUAAAAGUGCAUUACGUCGUUUGUUAAGAUGGGAACAAAAUCCUGUAGGCUCCGAAACAAUGCAUUUGAGAGACAUAAUAAAUGUGUUACAUAGUCUUAUAGGGUCUUUCACUUAAAUGUGAAUUGUUUUAGAUUUUAAUCUGUAAUGGAUUUAUACAUGGGCUUAGCUGACCUUUGCUCCGAGAGGCACCUUUCAUUUUUGGAUUGAAGCAAGAACAAAGAUUCUUUAAUGAUCAUUGUGAGAAUUAUCUAGAUGUAUUUAAAUGCUGUGAAAUGUCUAAACAAAUUUUGAUGUAACUAAAGACAACUGUUGAUUGA